AUGUUAAAUUUAAUUGUCACAGAUGGUCUAGAAGACAAAAAUAAUAGGCUAUUAAGUGACUUAAUUGACCUAGUCAAGAGUUUUGUCACUUUUGGUAGACGCAGUAAUAAUUUUAUGGAUGCCUUGCGAGCUGAACAGCAGAAGGAUAAUGUACCAGAAGGCGGCGUUGCACUAUUCAUUCAGUCAGUUCCAACACGGUGGAAUUCUACAUUUGACAUGUUAAGUAGAUUCAUCAAUUUAUACCCAUAUGUAGCAAGAGUCCUUGCCAAUCCAAAUUUAAAGCUAAAAAAUGCUCCUCGAAUGUUGUCAGGCGACGAAAUCGAUUUACUCUCAGAAAUUGUUGAAAUUUUAAAGCCAUUUAAACAAGCAACCACAGAAAUAUCUGGUAGCGACUACUUAACUGGGAGUUUGGUCUUACCAAUGAUAAGCUGCAUUGAGUCAGCAUUGAGUACUAUUAAACCUACUAGCGAAAUGUCGAAAAUAUUAUUAAAAAAGUUGGAAGAUUCUUUAGGAAUUCGUUGUGCACCCACCCAGACAAACCCGCUUUUGUGCAAUGCGGUACUUUGUGACCCCAGAUUUAAAAGGCUUUAUAUGAAACCUGUUGUGGCAAGUCAGGCAGUCAUGCAAAUUAAAGAAGAAAUCAAAAAGGAGCAGAAAGAAUUAGGGAAUUGCUCUCCGCCUACACCAAGUUCAUCUCCAAGAAGACAGGAAGACCCUAUGUCAUUAUGGAGCAUGCACGACAAAUCGCUUGAAAAAUCUGGAAUGGCAUCUACAGAGGUUGAAAGUUACUUUCCUAGCGAACUAAAGUUAUAUCUGCAACAACCAGUAUUGCACAGGAUGCAGGAUCCAAUCCAGUUUUGGCACCAGAGUAAAACGCUGAUGACAGCAUUAUCAUCUAUUGCAAUGAAAUAUUUAACCGUCGUGGGAAGCUCGGUUGCCUCCGAAAGAUUGGUUUCGACAUUAAAUUCCAUCGUCAAAGACGACAGAAGCCGCCUAACUGACAGACAUGUGACAGAGAGGGUGUUUAUGUACCGGUGUUCCAAAUCGUUUUGGGUAGACUAA
Messenger RNA from Sitophilus oryzae (rice weevil), 1062 nucleotides. RefSeq names its product zinc finger BED domain-containing protein 4-like. Gene Ontology annotation, molecular function: protein dimerization activity. Lineage: Eukaryota; Metazoa; Arthropoda; Insecta; Coleoptera; Curculionidae. The record is from RefSeq and is a predicted model, not a curated record. Bases 1 to 1062 code for a protein of 353 amino acids. The transcript has a single exon.